UAAUUAUUUUUGUUGAUUACAUUGAUAUGUCAAUCUAACUUUAAAAAAUUAAUAAUUUCUAAUUUAAUAUUAAUUAUCAAAUUAGAAUAAAGAUUAUUCUGUUUUUGUCUUUCCCUCCACUAAUUGUCGACGUAUCGAAUCCACGAAGGUUAACAUAACAAAACAAGUGACAAUCUACUUAAAGCUAGGCAUCUCCCGCCGUUUCUGCUAAUUCGCGUAUGUCCGCGUAUGUCAAAUUAUGGGAUCACAGUGAAUAACGUAAUCAUGUGAGUUGACUUUCAUCAUUUCCAAAGCGUGUAGAUCCGAUUAUCUUUUGUAUAUCUCUUCAUGAUAUGGCAAAUCCUUCCAUACGAAUGUCCAUAAUUGUACAAUUGCGAAUCCUACUCUAAGGCCGAAACCUGUAUAACUUCAGUGAACUUAAAGAUGCCAAAACUCAGGAUAACUAUGAAUGAGACACAUUCUCGACCGCACUUUGCCUGCCACACGCAGUCCUCUUUGAUGAAGACACGGACACCAAAGAAAUUGAAAAAGAACAAUUCAUCAUUAACGAAGGACAUGAGCGAGCCAAAGAAGUUACAAGGAAAUAUCAUUUCCAGGCUAAACGGAGUCCACAAGAGGCGAAGCAACAUUAUAAAACAAAGCAAAAGCAUGCAGAUGCUGAUAAUGAUUCUCAAGCAACAACGAGACCGUCGCAUAAUCGAUCUUUCUUCUAGUGGUAAUAGCAAACUGGCGGAAACGAGUUGCCUGUUGGAAAGUUCGCUCGUUUCUCUUCCUACUGAUUUGAUCAAAGACAUCUCUUGCGAUCUUAAACGAUGUACCGGCAGUCCAGCUAAAUCAGUGACCCUUUGUGCCAAGGAACAGACAAAAGUCGUCAACAAGUCCGAGAAGUCCAUUGAAGAAGAUUCGCACGAUUCUUCUCAAGAUGGAUUGAACUGUGCAGAACGAAAUAAUUCGAGAGAUACCCUCAACUUUGCUGAAGAUAAUGCAACCGCAAACAUCGCGUGUAAGCUUGAACUGCAUUUAAGUAAUGAAGAGAAGAAAUCUGCAGACUCGCGUCGCGAAGUCGAGAUCCAUAAUCAGAUAAAAUCCAAUAGAAGUCCAUCUCCAUCGUCUCGGUUCUACUAUCGCACAGAAUCUGAAGAAAAACAUAACGACUUUCCAAACAAAACUUACUCUGAGGCGCAAACACGUCCGGAAAGUGUAAACGCCACGACGACGAAGCGCAAAUACAAAGUUUGGCAAAAAAACAAAAAAGCUUGGACCCGGAAUGAAUACGUCGAUAAUCGACAGAAUAAUUGGACGGCGAAUGAAAGAUCAGUUGUAAAUACUAAUGCAACUACCUGGAAAAGAGACGCUUUUCAAAAAAAUCUCGUUUUUAAUCAACGAGCUUGGAGACCACCUGGCAUCGUGAAAACUCGUAUCACGGAAAGCCUAACAUCUUUGCAAUCAUUGUCGCAGAAAUCCUCUUUGUCUGGGGGAAAAUCUAUUGCCUCGACGAAGAGCAAACGUUCGUCGAUUGAAGAUAUUGACGAAUCUACGAGUGCAUCAGUAUCGACAAAUCAGACCACGGCGUUAAUGAAAGAAAAUAGAGACCCUCGUGCAAAUCGCAUGACGAAAAUCUCCGAACAUCUCACAGAAACGAAACAGCGCCAGAGGCUGCAAGGCGGAGGAACGUUUCCAAAAAAGAAACGAUCGAAGACAAAGAUCAAUCCAAAAGUUUUAGAACGCGAUGACGCAAAAUUCCCAAUUCCGAAAUCGAAAUCACGACACUCUCAAACGCAACCGAUCAUGCCGGAAGAAUCCUCGAACAUUUCGAACGUCAAACAGCAUUGCACCGAAUCCACCGAAUCCCUGAUUUAUAGCAAAAGAACAAAAACUCAGGAAGUAAUUCACACAUUAAAAGAGAUCAUUGACAGCGUAAAGGAAGAUGAGAACGCGGAUAGAGUCGCCACGAAGAAUGACAACGAUCAUGAGAAAAACGACAGCAAGAUUCCGAAGUUACUAAAUCGCGAUACUUUAAGGAGUAACAAAACUUGUACGACAGAUGUAAACUGGAAUAGAGCAGAGAUUCUCUCUCCUCGAAAAUCAGUUAGCACACAGACGGAUUUUGACAUCCCUUUGCAUCACAAAAUUGAUACUGAAAAGGAAAAAGACUCAAUGGAAAUUUUAAAGUUGACUCAAUCUGUAGCUACGCAAACAUCACCCAGUUAUAACAGGAAUGCAGUUGAAAUUGGAUGCAAUACUUCUAAUGUCGUUUGUAACGAUGUAGGAGUUUCCUGCAAUUUUAUAGACCCCAUAAACUUAAAAACAGAAGUCGAUCCAAUCACGAUUGAAAAUGAAUCGUCAGAGGUUUCUUCGUCUCUCAAGCACAUUAAAAUUAACACUGGAAGCGGAGAUAUUAACAAAAACGAAGAACAUUCACUCAGUGAACGCAAAAAGACGUUAAAUACAGAGAUGAGUUUAAAAUUAAAAAAUUGUAGUGACGUGGAAAUUUUAUCAAAAAUGACAAAUGAUGAAGCAAAAAAAACCAUGCAUGAAGAAGCUUGCCAAGUUUCUUUACAAUCGUCUAAAAAAUUUGAUAAUAAAACAAACACUGAUAUUGAUAAACAGGAGGAAUCCACAAAGUACUUUAACAAUCACGGCGCAAGCAGUACUUCAGUAAAUAAUUUAUUUUUAGAAAGAUCUAGAUUAUCGAUUUGCGAGUACACUGCGUCUUGCUCUUCCGAAGAAGUCGCGGAAUGUCUCGAAAACGACGAAGAAACAGUCACGUCAGAACUGAGAGUAAAGGACAUACCAAGCGAUGUGAUCGCGGCCUUCGAGCUUGCAGCAGAGCGCGCGCGCAAUCUUCACAAAGCCUUCAUUAUACAUCGCGAAAAUCUGAUGUCGAAAGUAUCUGAAAAACGAAAUGAGGAAGCAGUCGAUGAUUGCGACGAAAUGCCAAAGCAACGCGAUCAUCAGCAUUGUCUCGAAAAAUGUGCUUCUUUUGUAAAUUGCGGAAAUGAACAUAACACUCAAAAUGAGAAGAUAAACUCGGAACAUGACUUUAGCGAUUUCAUACUCAGAUGCCGUGGCAUAGACACGGUCGAAUUUUCGUCUUGCUCGUCCAGCUCCGAAUCUGAAUUGGAUUAUUUGAGAACAUCAAAAGAUCAUGAUCAAAAAGAGGAUAAUGAGCCUGAGGAUACGAUGUCGUUGAUGGCACUGAUGCACGCAUGUGGUCUCGCGCAAGAUGAAUAUGCGCUCGAGUUAUUACGAUGGGAAAGAAAUAUUGAACAGAAAAGAAACGAAAGUUUUGAUGUGGUAAGCAUGAAAAAUCAUAAAAUUUUAGCUCUUCCCGCAGCGAUUAAGGAAACUUCCCUUAUGUCACGUAAGAAUCUGCUUCCUCUUAUUUGUUGCAUCGUCUGUACUGUAGUGUUUUGGUUCUUGCAAUUUUCAUUCCAAUGCAACGUAACAAAAUAAUUUUUUUUUUGUAAUUUUAUAUAUUUGGAUUCGUGCAAAAUGUAAUUUUGAUUUUAUUGAUAUUUUCGUUUAAGUUGUGUUCUUUUGUUCUUUGGUUUCAAUAAAUACAUUCCCUGUACACGUUACAUUUUAUUAUAUUAUUAUAUUAUAUGUAUAUUUAUUUUUAUUAAACAUUUUACAAAGUUAUGAACUUAUAAAAGCUUAGAAAAGAAUGCAUUGUAAAAAAGGUUCUCUCGCAGGAUAACGAAGAGAUUCUGUAACAGAUGUAUCACAAUAAAAUGUUUUAAUACUAGAAAAAAA
This is a messenger RNA of Monomorium pharaonis (pharaoh ant), 3756 nucleotides long. RefSeq lists its product as uncharacterized. The transcript is spliced from 4 exons. The record is from RefSeq and is a predicted model, not a curated record. Lineage: Eukaryota; Metazoa; Arthropoda; Insecta; Hymenoptera; Formicidae. Bases 424 to 3456 code for a protein of 1010 amino acids.